GGCGAGCGGCGAGCGGCGAGCGGCGGCAGAAGCGGCGGCGCCAUCGCCGGGGUGGGGAAGAGGCGAUGUCGUCCAUCGGCUCGUCCAACGUCGGCUUCCAGCUGCUGAAGAAGUCCGGGUGGAAGGAGGGCACCGGCCUCGGAGCGCAGGAGCAGGGGAGGUUGGAGCCCGUAGAGACUCGUGUUAAGAACAACAAACGUGGUUUGGGUUCCAAAGAACCAAAGCCAAAGCCAGUGGUCAACGAUGACGUCGAAACGGCUCCCAAAAGGCACAAGGACGUGCCAUCAACAAAGAGGGCAAAGUUGGCUGCGAAGAGAAUACGGAAGAUGCAGGAAGAGGAGAAGCGAGCACAAGAGAAGGAAUUCGAAAUAGCCUUCUUCAGGGAAUUUUGGCCUGAAAAUGUAUAAACGACCACAAACCUAACAUUGUUGCACCUGUUAGCACUACUGUACAGCUUGUCGAUGCUUCUGCAAUUCGCACCUACCUUUCAAACUUUUCUGACCAGUUCUGGUCUAAGUAUUACCGCUGUAGAUGUCUGUGCCUGCAAAGAGAUGUUGUAACAAAUGUUACGUUCACUGAACAAAGUGUAGCUGAUUCUUUUUA
Messenger RNA from Lolium rigidum, 603 nucleotides. Its product is annotated as G patch domain-containing protein 11-like. The record is from RefSeq and is a predicted model, not a curated record. The transcript has 4 exons. Lineage: Eukaryota; Viridiplantae; Streptophyta; Magnoliopsida; Poales; Poaceae. The coding region runs from base 66 to 407 and encodes 113 amino acids. Gene Ontology annotation, molecular function: nucleic acid binding.